GCAGGUUUGAUGAUGUUUUUCUGCUUCUUGGUGCACAUCAGCUCUUCUCGUGCGUGUCGGUAAAUCUCGGAGAUGCUGUGCUCUGAUUGGCUACCGGCUGAUGCAGUGCUGCUCUGAUUGGCUGCUGGAGAAAGGCACCAGUUCCCCCACGACCCUGCGUGGAAGCAGGUUCAGAAGAUGGAUGGAUGGAUGGAUUUAUGACCGAAACUUUCAACCUGGGUUCUCGUCUCUGAUUGGCUGAUCGUGUUGAGACAGCACCAACUGAUGCUUCAGGUGUUUGUUUCCUGCUGAUGCUUUAACCACCUCAGUCCUGAUGGAACCAGGAGGCUGGCUGUUUCUGCUGGAUCUGGUUCGGACCGGUUCAACAGACAUGUUCCUGUGGAUCCAGCCCCUGUGUGACCCAGUUGGUCUCGAGGUCCAGAUUCAGGUCCAGACGGUGAACUGUUCUACGGGCUCUAGUUCUUCUGGACUCUAUUGGGUUCCUCUCCAGAAACCUGUCUGUUUUUGAAAUUCCCACAGACAAGUGGUCUCUGUCCAGUCAGGGAUGUCCACGUCUCCGAGUCUCGCUGACCUCUCUCGGCUCUACCAGACGGAGUUUGUCCGGAGUGCCCGAGCAGUCGGAGCUCUGUGGGCCGUCUGUUCGCUCUGCUUCGCCGUCAUCCAGGUAGUCAUCCUGGUCCAGCCGUCCUGGAUCGGCACCACCAACGCCAGAACCCAGCCGGGAGGUCAACAGCUGCCCAGUGGAACCAUGGGACUGUUUGAGGUGUGUUUGGAGUCGGACUGGCCAGUCCCUGAUUGUCGUGGAGGCUUGUCCAGUCUCUCUCCGUUGCCGUCCUUCCAGUCUGUGGCGGUGCUGGUGGGCGUGUCCCUGUGGGCCGUGUGGACAAGCGUCCUCUGUCUCUGUCUCUUCAGGUUCUGUGGUGCUGCAACCGUCUACAAGAUCUGCGCCUGGCUGCAGCUGACAGCAGGCUUUUGUUUGGCCUUGGCGUGUCUCCUGUUCCCAGACUCGUGGGAGAGUCCAGAGAUGAGGACACUGUGCGGAGACUCGGUGAGCAGCUUCUCUCCAGGUAACUGCUCUGUCCACUGGGCCUACAUCCUGGCUCUCCUCGGGGUUCUGGACUACGCCAUCUUGGCCACGCUGGCCUUUGUUCUGGCCAACAGACAGGACGCCCUGCUACCCCCUGAUUCCCAGGAAGUGACUGCAGGUCUUCUGAUGACGGCGUGACUCCACAGGACUCGGGUUUCGACUCCACGUUAUCCUGAGCUGGAUCCUGCUUCUGUUUGUCUGCAUGAUGGUACAGUCGGACCACGAACCAGGAGGCAGAUUCAGUCUCCAGGAUCCGGAUCUGCUGGAAGACCUGAUCAGGAUCUUCUGCCUUUCUUUUUGUCUGGUUCUGUUGAACAGCCCGAGGGUAGGAAGCAUCAUCCGUCCGUCUUCGGUGCUUCUCAUCCCCCACUGUCAUUGGGCGGGGGCGGGGCUAAAGUUGUACCGAACCUGUUAUAAACCUUUUUGUUGUUGUUUGUUCGUGAGAAUUAAACAAACCCUAAACUUAA
This is a messenger RNA of Nothobranchius furzeri (turquoise killifish), 1554 nucleotides long. The record is from RefSeq and is a predicted model, not a curated record. Lineage: Eukaryota; Metazoa; Chordata; Actinopteri; Cyprinodontiformes; Nothobranchiidae.